Drosophila grimshawi is the source of this 8403-nucleotide messenger RNA. Its product is annotated as small subunit processome component 20 homolog. Gene Ontology annotation, cellular component: small-subunit processome; nucleolus; 90S preribosome. Lineage: Eukaryota; Metazoa; Arthropoda; Insecta; Diptera; Drosophilidae. The record is from RefSeq and is a predicted model, not a curated record. Bases 26 to 8278 code for a protein of 2750 amino acids. The transcript has 7 exons.
AAAAACAGACUGCAGAGACAAAAAUAUGGCGGCAAUAACAGAAAAGUCGAAAGACACAAAUACGUUUCGGUUCAAAUCGUUUACAGAUCGCGUCAAUGAGAUUGACCUGCGCCACUUGGCACUCUACCACAUAGGCCAUAAAUACGAACAGCUCGAGGAGGCGGAAAAUGAAACCUACUUUCAACAAACACUGCAAAAAUGGAACGUGCUCAAUCUGACUGAGGAGUACAACGACUUUAGCAAACGUUGUCGGAAAAUUGUAACCCUGCCACAGCUGCUGCACCAAAAGGACUUUGUCAUCGAUCUGCUGCUGGAGCGCUUGGCCACAGCGACAAAUUUGUCACAGCAACCGCUGCUGGAGCUGCUCUAUGUUCUGGCACGCGAUCUUCGCGAGGAGUUUUAUGCAUAUUUUCAACGCGUGCUGGAUCGUUUGAUAUGCCUGCUCAACACACAGGAUGCCGAGCAACUGGAGUGGACGCUCAUCUGUCUUGCUCAUCUGUUCAAAACACUCAAAUCGUAUUUGAAGCGCAACAUUGGCAUCGUCUUUAAUGCAAUUCUCCCACUCUUGGAUGAGCAUCAUUAUGCAGAACAUGUGACGAACUUUGCCGUGGAAUGCUUUGCCUAUAUAGCGAGAGAUGUGCGCGACUUUCCACGUUUCCUUGCCUACGUGCUGCAGACGGUGUUGCGCGAGCAGGUCGCCAGCGUCCAUGGCUGCGGACGCCUGCUCUACGAGAUUCUGCGUGGUGUCAACGGCCAUUUCCACACAUGUGCUGGAGAUUUGCUCGCACACGUUCUUCAGCUCCUUGGCAAUGUAGACGGCAAGCAUACUGAGGCACAGACAACCCUCCUGGCAGACAUUGUGCAGCAUUGUUUUGGACUGCUGUUAAAUUUUGUGAACGCCGAUCAAAGUGUUGUUCUUUGGCAGCAGCUCUGUGUCGCUGUCUCCAAAGAGGAUCUUAGUGUGACUGCCACAGUGCAAUUGCUGGACUUAAUAUUGCCGCUAAUUGCGCACAAGGAUGGCAAAUAUAUUGCGGAAUUGUCACUGCUGGUGCCCACAAUAUUGAAGCUACUUGAUCGGCACUUGGCGGAGCCACUGCAGCAGCUAAGCACGUUGGUUAGCAGCCUCUUGCAGGCACGGCUGACGCAAUUGAGUCAACUGGAUGCCAGUUGCCUGCUGCAGAAACAGCUCCAAGUUAGCCAGGUGUCGCGCACAGUCUACGCGGGUUUCGUCCUUCAAAUGCUGGACUAUAAGCUCUUUGAGCUCCUCGUGCUGCCCCAUGUUGUUGCACACUAUGAGGAGCAUCAGGAUGCCGCUGCACUAGAGCUAUUAGCGCGCAUUGUGCAACACAAACGUCCACUGCUCGUAGAUGCCACAAGUCUCGCCAAUUGGCAGCCAUAUCCAAUGCAACUAAAACAAACUGAGACCUUUGAGCGUUUGCAGCAACAAAUACAGCGUAUUGAUGUGAAGGAGGAGCAACAACUAUUGCUAAUAGUAUUGUUACCUCAUCUGCGUGGCUUCAACAAGCAACCACUGGAGGAGAGUCUAAACUUGGCCAUACAGCAGCAGUUGGAUGAACAAGCUGACUGCCAGCUCUUGCUGCUCCUUCUGCAAACACACUCUCUGCUUAAGUUUAAGUUGCCCAAAAAGCUAAGUGCCCAACUGCAACAGACACUCCUUCCACUUGUCGAUAACGACUUGCGUGCCUUGGCCUGCCUGCAGCUAAUCCUGCUUAAGGCGUCCAAAAGCGAACUGACCGAGGACAUUUUGAAUGCUGUCUCCAAGCAGUUGAGUCAGCCGGAUCGCCAGUGUCGCCGCAUUGCUGCGCAUUGUUUGGAGCUGCUGGGCAGCAGCAGCAAGCAGCAGCCCAAUCCUUAUGGUUACUUUGCUGCUGCCUGUGGCAUUGUGCCCACCGUCCACAAUUACCGUGAGCUGCUGCUGCAACUGCAACAGCUGGAGCCGACAGCAGCGCAGUUCAAACAAUACGCCCAGUUGCCCCACUUCAAAGAGCAUGCGGUCAGUCUCUUGCUCGGUCUGCUUUACAACAACUUCAAGUUCGUGUGGGCGCCAGUGCAACAGCUACUCGCCGAAUAUGUUAAGGUCAUGACCACCGAUGAGUUCUGGCCCUUGUUCCACCAGAAGCUCUCGCUGACAGUUGCAUGCAUUUCAUCCAAGGAGGAGGCGACUCCAGUGCCACAACGCAUCUUCAGUUCGCAGGCCCUGACAUCUCUGUUGCCCCUCGAUGAGGAACAACAGGAGAUACCGCAGCAACAGGCACUUAACUAUCGUCAGCUGCUCUGGCAGUGCAUACCCAAGUUGGGCAACAUAGCCGAACUCAAGAAUAGGGAUCUGGUGAGUCUGUUCUUGCAGUUUGUGGAGCACGAGUACCGUGGCCAGCUGGAGUGCACAGAACAUACAUGGAAUCUAAACGAGAUAACAGUUGACAUGGAUGUGAAUGCCGAUAACGAUGGCGACAACAACGAAACUGUUGAGAAGUCACCAACAGCAGGGGUGCGGAAUACAAACCAGGAGCGCCAGAAGCGAAAAUCGCGCAAUUCACAAGCGAAGUUCAUUCUGCAGACCCUGCAGCUCAAGUUGGCCUGCUUCGUUAAGCAGCCAAAUCCGAAGGCUUUGCACCGGGAGGCGGAGAUGCACGAGUUCUAUCUGGAGCUGCUUGCUGGUUCGAAUGGACAGCUACAGCAGCUAGCACUGGAUUGCUUAGUCGCCUACAAGCAGCCCGCAACGCUGGUGCAGCACAAGCAGGAGCUGGCGGGGCUAAUUGAUGAUGCCAAAUUCAAGACGAUACUUACUGGCUUGGAGCUGUCCACUUUGGCUACCCAGCAGCGCGAGGAGCUGAUGCCCUUCAUACUUCGUGUGCUCUAUGGCCACCUGACCAAAGGUGGUCAACGUCAAUUAAGUGGACAGCAGCGUAAGACGCUCAUUCUGCGUUUCCUGGGCCAGUUGGAGGAGCAGGAGAUUUUCAGUUUUCUUAAAAUGGCCUUUGGUCGCUUCGAGGAGUACACAGAUCAACCGAUCGAGCUGCUGCCGGCUCAUGUACGGAUGCAGUUUGUCCCCUCUGCGGUAAUCUCUGCACGUCAACUGCAACGCAUUGUGAAUCUUCUCGAGCUCAUACGCAAGGAGUUUGCAGGCAGGCUAAGCGUAGACUUUCAACUAUAUGUGCUGAAGCUGCUGCUUCUAGCGGGCAGCGUUUCCCAACAGGUGCUCAAAGCCACUGCCCACCACGUGGAGGCUGCCUAUAAGAAUGUCCGGCAUGGAGCACUACAAACGCUGGUCAACUACUUUAGCCAGCUGUUGGACAUGUCGGAGUUGUGGCAAUCGGCACAGCUGCAGGCUAUUUGUGAGGUGUUUGUCUGGCCUGGAUUGGAACGAUUAUCGCAGGACUCCAUACAUGCGCCGACGCCACUGCUAAAGCUGCUUCUACUCUGGGGUGGUGAGGCGUCCUAUCAGUGUUGGCUGCAGCAGCGUCCCACGCCUGAUUCGCCGCCCAUCAUGCACCAUCUGAUGGCUCUGCUGAUGAACGACAAGGCAAAGUCUGUGGUGCGUCGUGCACUGCUCCAGUUGGUGGAACAACUACUCGAGAGUGCGAGCUCGGAGGAGGCCCACGGCCCAGUUGCUCUGGCCAUUUUACAGCCUUAUAUACCGGAUGUGCUGCAGCUGAUGCAGGCCAGCUGGCGUCACAAGCGUGCUGGCAAACAAACACUGGACAAGCGGGAGUUGAACAUCCUGAGCCUUCUCACAGUGCAUGUGCAUCAGUCGGACACGUGUGAACUGCUACUGCAAACGCUACUGCCCAUCUUCAACAAACAGGCGGCUAGUGCGGGACCCGAGACAGUACUCCAGUUAAUCACAACGCUAUCCAAUCUCUGUCAGCGUGUGCCCGCUCCACACAGCUAUGUGCGCCAGCUGGCUCCGUUCUUCGAGCAGGUUCACGUGCUGCCAGCCCGCAAGUUGCUCUGCGAAAUGCUCGCCGAGAUGGCAAAGCGACUGCACAAGCAGGCCAAGGAGCAACCGAAUCUCUCCGCCGCUUCAGCAUCACUACGGGAUUGGGCUCGCUUUGUGCUGCAGCUGAAUGCGUGGGACAAGCGCUGGUUGGAACAACCCGACUACGACAAGCGUCUACAGGCGCUCACCGAACUGAAACAGAUGCUCGAGCACAAGGAGGAUGACAGUCGUCAGUCUGUCAUUGAUCUGGAACUGGGCUUGCUGGUCACCUAUAACUGUUUCUACAUGCUGCGGCAUGUCUCUGACCUGGGCAUGCGUGUCAAUAUUGGUGAGUUGCUCAAGCUGCUGCUCCCACAGCUCACCCAGCAGCUGACGCGACAGUCCGAUGAGCUUCACUUUUGGCUGGAUGAUUCAUUGCUCCCGUUGCUGCAGCGCUGCCUGCGCGAUGAGCGUCACGAGCACGCUAGGAAUGAAGCUAUCGGCCUGCUCGGAGAACUGGCUCGCCAGUGUCCCGAUGCUCAUGAGAUUCUGCGUGAUCUCGCACCGCUAUGCGACUCCCAUGAUGCGGAUAUCGAUUUCUUUGAGAACAUGCUGCACUUGCAGACACAGCGUCAUGGACGUGGACUCCAACGUCUGGUCAAUAUUGCUGGUGGUGCCAGCUGGCGGCAAACAUGCCCUACUCCCCGUACCCUCACGCAGUACCUGAUGCCGCUAACCACGAGGUAUCUGCUGAGUGAGAAGCAUGCCGGGAAGCAUACACUGGUGGAUGUGGCCAUCGAGUCAGUAGGCGUCAUGUGUGAGCUGCUUCCCUGGCAACAAUACCAUGCCGUGCUCCGGCAUUACCUUCAGCGACUCCGACUCGCACAUGGUCAGCAGAAACAGUGCGUCCGCUUGGUAGUCCGCAUCCUGGACGCCUUCCACUUUGAUCUGACCAAUGCCGAUGGCAAUCUUCAGGCACAACUCAAGCAGAUGAUUACAGAUACGCAGAAGGCGGAGCCAACGACAGCGACUGAGGAGCAAAACGAUGAGGAUUCUGAGGUUAAGGAUAUCAAAGAGGAGCUGCCCGUAGACAGCACACUCAUUGACUUCGAGGAAGAGCAGGCGGAGGAUGAGGAACCAUUGAAGCAGCAGAAACUUUCUCAAGCUCUGGCGCCCAAUGCAGCCAAACGCGUCAUGGCCACCAUUACCAGCGUUCUGUUGCCCACUCUCAAUCGGGCCAUCACCGAGAAGACCAACUAUGACAACAAGCACAAAGUCAAUCGACGUCGCCUGAGCUACGAGCGUGAAGAGGAGGAAAUCCAACGUGUGCCCAUCGCCCUGGCCAUGGUGAAAUUGCUGCAGAAGCUGCCGCAGGAGCUCUUGGACAACUGUCUGCCAGGCAUCUUCAUGAAGGUGUGCACUUUCCUGCGUUCGCCGUUGAAAUCCGUACGCAUGCUAACCCGUGAUAUACUGAAGAAGAUUAUGCUCACGCUGGGCGGCAGUUGGUUGGGUAUGUUGCUGGAACAGUUGCAAUCGCUGCUGACGCGCGGCUUCCAGGUGCAUGUGCUAUCGGUGACGUUGCAUGGCGUGCUCGACGCACUGCGUGGUCAGUUGCAGCCGGCUCACAUCGAAUCGUGCCUGCAGAAUCUGCUCGAAGUAGCUCUGAACGACAUCUUUGGCGAUGUGAGCGCUGAGAAGGAGGUGGAUAAGAUUGUCGCGCACACGCCCGAAGCGAAACCCAGUGCCAAGAGCUAUUUGACGUUGAAUAUCGCGGCGCGGCACAUACGCGACAAUUGUCUGUUGGAUCUGUUGCUGCCCUUCAAGGAGCAACUGGCACGCACACACUCCCGCCGAGUAACCCAGAAGAUACAGGAGUGCUUUGCCAAGAUUGUGGCCGGUUUGGUUGAGAAUACGCACAUAGCGAGAGAGAGUCUACUGAUCUUCAUCUACGGCACCAUGUCGGAGAGCAUUACGGAUCUGCUGCCGGGCACACAGAAGCGGCAGUUGAGCGCCAAGCAGCAGGCUCUAAUGCGUCGCUCGCGUCCCGAUUGCCUUCUGAUACAGCCGGCGCCUGGUCGUAGGAGCGUUACUACCGGAAAUAAACAGGUCAAGUCGAAUGCACAGGCGAAUGCGCACAUCCUUAUUGAAUUCGGACUGGAGCUGCUUCACUUUGUGCUCAAGCGCAAGAAGCUAACGGAUCUCGACUAUCAGCCCUUUCUGCAUCCCUUGCUGCCACUUUUGAGAGACGCCCUGAGCAGCAAUCAUGCCAGGACAACAACCUAUGCUCUAAAGUGCUACACGGCCAUCUGGAUGGGUGACUAUGAGCUGACAGAGCUGGACACUGAACAGCUCUGUCCGGUGGUCAAUCGCAUGUUUGAGAUCCUCAAGAACUUUUCCACAUUUGGUGCAACGCGGCAGGAGGAGAAUGCGCAGCUGGUGCGGGCUAGCUUCAAGGCUGUGGUGGCCCUGCUCCGCAAGUGUGAGGAUUAUACCUUGACUGAGGAGCAGAUCGAACAGCUACUGUUGCACAUUGAGCAGGAGCUGCAGGAAGGCGAGUGCAGCAGUCAAACUAUGUGCUUUACACUACUCAAAGCACUCGUUGGACGCAAGGUGGAUACGCGUUCGUUGCAUGAUCUGAUGAAGCGUCUGGCGGAUUUGUCCAUCAUUUCGCAGUCGGACCAUGUGCGGGAUGAGUCGCGUGGCAUCCUCAUCACAUACAUCAUGGAGUAUACGCUGCAGAAGCGCGUCGACCAGCUGCUGAAAUUCAUGUCCGUUCAGUUGGCUUAUACGCAGGCAGCUGGACGCCAAUCAGCUAUUCAAUUUAUGCACUCGCUCAUCAACAAGUUCCCGCUGCAAUUGCUGGCCAAGCACUCGGAGUUUUUAUACCUAUCGCUGGGCACGCGUCUGGUCAACGAUGAGGACACCGCCUGCCGUCGCACUGUGGCAGCUGCUCUGGAAGCGAUGCUUGGAAGGCUGAACAAGCUGCAGCGUCAGCCCCUCCUCGACCUCACCAUGCUCUUCUUCACCUCGCCGCAGUCCAGCCAGAAGCCGGGUGUACGUGAGUUGGCCUCUGUACUCCUCUCUCGAUUUGUUCAAGCAGAACGUGCUGGAUUUGCCGAAAGAUUGCACGUGGUGCUGCCCCCCCUUGUCAAUGUCCUAAAUCUAGGAGAUGCGGAUGCAGGUGGCAAAUUUGUUCGGGCUCCGGGACGCGAGCCUCUAGAAGUGGACGAGUCAAAUCUACCCAAGAAACGGCGACAUAAGCAAUCGAGUAGAGCAACGGAUGGGGAUCUGUUGCUGACCGAACUCGACACCGGAGCACUGAUGGAGCAACAGCAGCGCAACAUUGAUCAUCAGCUGAUACAGUUGCAGUAUUGCCUGUUGAAAAUCUUUGAGCAUUGCGGCGAGGCAGUCAUCACCGACCCGGAGCUGGCAUCCACAGUGGAUGAGCUGGCUUAUGGCAGUCAGCGUCUACUUGGCCACGAGCACAAUUGGGUUCGCUGCAAUGCAGCCAAGAUGCUGACACAGAUAUUGUUGCACUACGAUUACGCGUAUGUGGGUCAACAGUUGGUGGGCGUUAAACGAGAACAAUCAGAAGAUGUGAAGGAAUUAGAAUUUAUCUACGCACAGCCGGCACAAGACCUGAAAAGUCUGGUGUUGGACUUGUGCGCUCAGGUUAUUCCCGGUGAGACGGCCCAGGAAAUGAUUGAUGAGAUUGUCAAGCUGCUGCUUUUCGUUGCACACAUGCUGCGGGAUGUGCCCUUUAGCAUUAAACAGGAGCCGACGGACGCAGAACAAUCCGAACAGUUGCCACCUGCCAGCAAAAUAAAUCUCAAUUGGCUGGUGCGCAACAUACGCAUACUGAUAAACAAGGAGGUGUCCAAGGCACCGCAUGACACCACAAUUCGCACUGCUCUGUUUACACUCAUCGAAGGACUUUCCACACUGUUGAGCGUUGACGCAGUCGCACGCUUAGCUCCUUCUCUACUGCAGGCACUCGUGCGCGAGAUGUCCGAGGAGGAUCAGAAUGUCGAUCCGGAUCUACGCCAGCUCACAUUGCGUGUGGGCAGUCGACUACGGAAGCGCAUCGGUGCCGAGACCUACGACAAGCAGCGGAACGUUGUCCAGACCAAGCUGAUGGUUCGACGUGCCGAACGCCGCAAGACUGUUGCCCAGGAGAAGAUUCAUGAUCCGGUGCGAGCGGCCAAGCGCAAGGCUGGUAUGCAGGAGCGCAAGAAGGUGGCCAAGCGUCUGAAGACAGCUGUAGUCCGUGGCAAAGCACCCGACAUCAAACAGAAGCUCAAGAAACGCAAGCGCAAAGCAGAAAUGGAAGGAUUUUAAUUAGUUUUGAAUAAUUCUAUAUUUAUAAGCAUGACACUUUUGUAUAGUACUACACCUACUCUAUCAAGUACAUAAUGUAUAUCUUAACGUUGCAAUUAAUAAAUUGUUUAUUGAAUUGGUUAUCA